Molecule: messenger RNA, 948 nt
Organism: Paramecium octaurelia
Lineage: Eukaryota; Ciliophora; Oligohymenophorea; Peniculida; Parameciidae
Source: the annotation of a GenBank genome assembly
GUCAUGAAGAAAAUUCUUUUGAUUAGCCUUGUCAUUGUGCUGUCAUACUAGACAGUAGAAUAUAAUACAUAUGAUGAAUCAUUAGCAAAACACUUGUUUUACUUGACAUCAGCAAGUUAUUGCAGUGAGUAGCACAUUAAGAGUUGGAACUGUGGUAAGCCUUGCAAGGAACUUAAGCCAAUAACUGAUAUAACAUUUUUUAUUAAUGCCACAAAUGAGAAUGCAGGAUAUGGUGCAUAUCAUCCAGAAACUGACGAAAUCUACUUAGUUUUCAGAGGAACUUUACCAUGGAGUCUCACUAAUUGGAUAGAAGAUAUUGACUUUAUAAAGACAGAUUAUCCUUAUUGUCCCAACAAUUGUGAAGUUCAUAGGUAUUAUAAAAUUGUAAUCAUAUCAUUUAGAGGUUUCUAUUACUCCUUCCUUGGAAUUCAGGAUUAAGUUUUGAAUUGCUUGAAAUCAUUGACCAAGAAAUACCCUUUGGCCAAGAUAACAAUUACUGGGCAUAGUUUGGGAGGUGCUUUAGCCAACCAUGCCCUUGUCUAUUUGACAACAGUAUUCAUAUAUAUGAAUUGUAGAGAGGCUUUACUAUUAGUAAAUUUUAUACUUUUGGAUCACCAAGAGUAGGUGAUAAGAACUUUUUCACUUAUGUUAACCAACAAUUGUUCCCUGGUCCUAAAUUUAGAAUCACUCAUAACCACGACCCAGUUCCUCAUCUCCCAGCCCUGGUCUAAGGAUUUCAUCAUGUUAAUCAAGAGGCUUACUAUAAAGAUUAUUUAUUGGUCAUCCACAAGAAGUAUUAACUUAUAAGAUUUUAGAGUUUAAAUGUGCAAUGAUAAUCUCAAAGAAGAUGACAGUUGCUCUAAUUCGAAUAUUGCUGAUUUAUCAGUUUCUGAUCACACUAAUUACAUGGGAUAUGAUAUGGCAGUAGAAUUACUCACAUGUUAGUGA